Molecule: messenger RNA, 3553 nt
Organism: Topomyia yanbarensis
Lineage: Eukaryota; Metazoa; Arthropoda; Insecta; Diptera; Culicidae
Product: NFX1-type zinc finger-containing protein 1
Exons: 6
Coding region: 170-3232 (1020 amino acids)
Biological process (GO): regulatory ncRNA-mediated heterochromatin formation
Cellular component (GO): nuclear RNA-directed RNA polymerase complex
Molecular function (GO): helicase activity
Source: RefSeq, a predicted model, not a curated record
CGUUCCAAUGGCAUGGAAUAUGCUCGGCUGGAAAGUGUUUCGCAACAACAACAACAAAAUAUGUUUUUAUUUACCAGCCGCCUUCAUAAUCAUCUGACCGAUAGCUGCAGUCUUAAAAAGGAUUGUAAGAAGAAUUAAGAAUUAGUUAUCCCAUAAUCUAUUUUUCGGUAUGAGCAAUAAACCAGAAGAAGAAGAUGAUGACUGGUUCAACAAAGACAUUGAUGAUUUUGUGGUGGAUGUUAGUAAACCGUCAACAGAUAAACAAAACCCGGAAGAUUCCCCAGAAACUGGGUCUUCUUUGCUAGAGACGUUGACAAUCAAACCGAAACAUUUCUUUGAUGAUAUCGACGGAAAUUACUUUGAUCCGUUCCUGACCACUUCCGCUGGGGCGUCCAGCAAAACAAAGUUCAACCUACCGGAAGAAGGCGAUAAAUACAUUCAGAAGAUUCCAUUUUCCAAGCUGCUCAACCUGUCGGAAAAUGACUGUCGCGAGCUAUUCCUGGACAUUUACAGCCAGAAGGACCAAUUCUUCAAAACUAUUACCCAAACGACCGCGGGUGACGAGCUGCUGCUUGUGACGAUGAAAAUUAUGAACAAGAUCGGUUCGCUACCGUUUUUCGACAUAAACGAGGAACUGUUUUCUCUGUUGGCCAAACACGAAGACUUCUGGGAUAAUCAGAUGAAGUUUUUCAAACGUAGUACCAAUCAGCUGGAAACUAAGAAAAAGAAAGGAAAGGGAAAAUUGCAGGGUGUCAGUACGCUUGAUAUGUUAGGAUCUGUUGGAAGGAUAAUAGCGAAUAUCAGAAAAUUUGUUGGAGCUAAAAAACGACUGGUUAAAUUCGUGGAUGAACUAAGUCAGGUGCUUGUAAAGGCGAACGUGAAAGUGGAUGACCUUAGACAACCUGGCAGCGCUAUUAAUCUGAAAAACUUUAGUAUUUACCCAACAUUGGAAGACCUGAAGGGAUCAAGUACUGACCUUAAGCCAAACAUAGUUGAUGGAAAAUUUCCUAAUGUCGAACACUAUUUGGAAGUUCAUUUAAAUCUGCUUAAACAGGACUUUUUGAUUCCAUUGAGGGAAGGUAUCCAGGACUUCGAAACUCACUGUGACGGAUCAGCUUUUGAUGAGCCAUACUGUGGUGACACCAUUCGGGUUCACAAUUGCGUUAAGUUACUUCUACCGGCUAAUGUGAAUCGUCGGUCAACAAAGGAAGCAUUGGUCAUAGUAGAUUUAGACCCUAAGGAACGUUUGAUUAGUAGUAAAUCACAGCGAUACAACAAACUGAGCCUUCAAAACUCAAAGCGUCUGAUGCAUGGGUCGAUGGUCUGCUUUACAAGCAGCUCCCGCUUCGACGAUUUGGUAGUGGCCAUUAUCAGCCACCGAGAUAAUGAACAGCUCUCGAAUGGGUAUAUUUACGUUGAGGUAAUUAAAGCGCAAAACAUCAAAGAUAUCUUCAACCGGGAUAUGCUGAUGAUCGAAAGCGAAAUAUUCUUCGAACCGUACCACCACGUGUUCAAUAUGAUGAAGAACCUAAAGGCAGACAGUUUUCCAUUAAAAUCCUACAUCGUGGAUACCCUGCCGCAGCAUCAAUAUCCGGAUUAUAUUUCUCGAGACAAAAACACCUUGUUCAGCCACAAGGGCCAGCAGUACAACAUCAAAAUGCCAAGCGAGUGGCCGGAAAGUGGUGCUUCCAUUGGACUGAACCCGUCACAGUACAAAGCGUUCAAGUUAGCUUUGACGCACAAAUUUGCCCUCAUUCAGGGUCCUCCUGGUACGGGGAAAACCUUCAUCGGGCAGGAGAUAGUGUCUGCGCUGUUGGCCAACACAGAUCAUCAAAUUCUGCUGAUUUCUCUCACGAACCAUGCGCUGGAUCAAUUCCUUUGCGGAGUGCUAAAAUUCACCAACAGCCUGGUUCGGAUGGGAAGCCAAUCGAAACAUGCCCUGCUCGAUAGUUACAAUGUGAAACAGUUAAACGAGGAUGUGCUAAUUGAUAAGCGAUUGCGGACUUGUUACUACAAUACCAAGCAGGAGUAUCUCAAGUUGAUGGAAGAGUUUGAGGAGGUACAGAAAGAGGGAAAAAAUGAAGACAUUCUCAAGUGUUUGAACUUGAUUCAGCAGACCUCCCGUCGGAUCCACGAACUUAAUCAAUUAUCAAACUACGAGUUCGUGAAGAACAUUCGGGUCAUAGGCAUGACCACAACGUUCGCUGCUAGAAAUCACACCCUUCUUCAGCUGCUAAAAAGCCCCAUAGUGCUGAUCGAGGAAGCUGCCGAGGUUCUGGAAUCUCACAUCGUUGCUUCGCUUACACCGGCUACGGAGCACUGUAUUCUGAUAGGAGAUCAUUUCCAGCUAAAACCACCCACUAGCGUUUAUGCAUUAUCCCGGCACUAUCAGAUGGACAUUUCGCUGUUCGAACGAAUGAUCCGAAAUAACGUUAAUUCGGCGUUGCUCUGUGAACAGCACCGUAUGAGACCGGAAAUUGCAGACCUUAUACGGCCCACCAUUUAUAGCGAUCUUACCGACAGUGAAUGUGUCAAGAAUAGACCGAAAAUAAGGGGCAUGCGAAAAAAUCUGUUCUUUUACACUCACAAUGUUCCCGAGGACGGUGGACGAGAUAAGGAGAAGUCUAAAAAGAACAGCUUCGAGUGUAAGUUCUUGCUGGGGCUGUGCGAGUAUUUAGUAGCACAGGGUUAUGGACCGGAAGACAUGGUUAUUUUAACCUCGUACAACGGACAGAUGUUACAUCUGGUUCAGGAACGUAAGUGCCACGAAAAGCUGCACGGCAUACGAAUCGCAGUGGUAGACAAUUACCAGGGCGAGGAAGCGAAAAUCAUUUUGCUAUCGCUGGUUCGCAGCAACGAUUCUGAUUCUAUAGGGUUUCUGGCUCUCCGUAAUCGCAUCUCUGUUGCGUUAUCACGAGCUCGCGAUGGAUUCUACAUUGUAGGUAACAUGGAUUUACUGUCAAAAUGCAGUAAACUUUGGCAACAAAUCAAAAAAAGACUUGAAGAACACGAAGCUAUUGGAAGUGUACUAGAGCUUAUGUGCGAAGAACAUAUGAGUAUUAUGCAGGUUGAGCAACCGGAGGAUUUUGAAAAGUUCAGCUUCGGCGGUUGCCAGGACAUGUGUCGAGCGACGAAAGAAUGUGGCCAUCAAUGUGACAGUUUCUGUCACGGAAUAUUCUAUCCGCAUCGGGUAUGUCUCUGUAACCAGGACGAGAAAGACGGUUUCUACUAGUGCAUGCUAGGAAGAUGUAAUUCCUAACCAUUUUUUUCGUAUAUCACAAACUGAGAAUUUUAGUAUUUUUACGAGUAUAGCAAACGUAAAAUCCGCACAGAUUUUUUAAUAUUCGCCUAUAUAUUAGUGACCCUAUUUAAUCAAGAACAGAUAUACGAAACUGUUAAAAUAUUUUGUGAACUAUUUUGUUGCCGCCACUGAGCAACGCGUCCAUACUACUCGCAUGGAUUUGGAGCUAUGUAUUUCUUUCUCUUCAAAAGAGAUCUCCGCACGUAAUUCAUAUAAUCUCGAGCUCAUAAAAUAAUUUUAAUUUAUUCUCAA